CAACUUUAUGUUCUCGCGUGCAAGCACUCCAUCAAUUUUAUAUUCUCACAAUAAAAGUUAAUCAUCCUUGAUGUUUUGGCAAGGACCUCAGUGAACGGCGUGCUUCCAAGGGACCUUUGAAUUUGUCAUGAUUCAGUUUCUGUUAGUCUACAGCAGGUGGCAGAGGUGUUCCGGUCUUUCCAGCUGCGCAUAUGGUCGUCACAGUGAUCAACCGAGGACAGGAUUUAGUAUUUGAGGACUUCCCCAUUCGUCAUCGUUCAUCUUCACUGUUCUCUGCGCUCCAGCUUCUGGUCCGUUGUUCUCGUUCCUUGUUUAUUGCUCCUGGUUUUCUUUGAGUGCUUGUAAAGCAUGGCAGUGAAUGUGGCCGGACUUGUGGCUGUGGGGGUCUUUUACGUGGUAAUCCUGCUGACCGGGAUCUUGGCCUCGCGCAAGUCAAAGCAAGUGGAGAAGAAAUGCUUGGAGAGAAGGAGCGAAGUUGCCAUUGUUGGAGGACGCAACAUAAACAUUGUGGUUUCUGUAUUCACAAUGACAGCAACAUGGGUUGGUGGAGGUUACAUUAUGGGCACUGCUGAGGCUGUUUACAUGCCAACUCGUGGACUUGUCUGGGCUUCUGCACCUCUUGCAUAUCUUGUGAAUUUUAUUUUAGGCGCUACAAUGAGCAUCGUCCUUGAUAUAUCACCUAUACUGUCCAUCCUGAUCUCUGCGGCUGUCUCCAUUAUCUACACUGUUCUUGGAGGCCUGUACGCAGUUGUGUACACUGAUAUCAUCCAACUGUCCUUCAUAUUUGUCAGUCUGUGGCUCUGUAUCCCAUUCAUUUUUCUCAGCCCUGCGUUGACUGACCUUUCACAAACAAUCCAUCUCAACGAUUCAAACGUCCACUCUUGGAUAGGAGAGGUGAAGCUUGAAGAUGCAGGAAAAUGGACUGAUGAAUUUCUCAUAGUGGCUUUAGGUGGACUUUCAUGUCAAUCCUUACACCAGAGGAUCCUCGCGGCGGCCUCCUCAUCCAAGGCUCAGGUGUCCUGCUUUGCUGCUGCAGCUUUUGCUUUUAUUAUGGGAAUCCCAUCAGUGAUCAUUGGAGCAACAGCUGCUUCAGCAGACUGGAACCAGACAGAAUAUGGUCUUCCCCCACCUUAUGAGCGUGGUGAGGCAGGAAAUAUCCUGCCAUUGGCUCUGUCCUACAUCACACCGUCCUGGGUGUCCGUGUUGGGCAUCGGCUCUGUAGCAGCAGCAGUGAUGUCAUCCACGGACUCUGCAUUACUGUCAUCGGCGUCCAUGUUCACGCAAAACAUAUACAAGGCAACUUUGAGAAAGCAGGCAUCAGACAGAGAGCUGCAGUGGGUCACCAGGAUUUGUGUGCUGAUGGUGGGCCUGGCUGGGACCGGUUUGGCCUUUAACAAGAGCAGCAUGCUUGCACUCCUGCUGCUCACGACAGACUUACUCUACUGCAUUGUGACCCCGCAGCUGGUCUGUGUGGUGCACCUCAGAUCUGCCAAUUGCUAUGGCGCCAUCAGUGGCUACACGGUCGCUCUGCUGCUGCGUGUGCUGAGCGGCGAGCCGGCGCUCGGCAUCCCUCCUGUUCUGCUCUACCCGGGCUGGAGGGAAGCGGACGGCGUCAUCACGCAGUACUUUCCCUUCAGGACUCUGAUUGCGUUCAUCUCUCUGGCGGUUGUCGUUCUUGUGUCUUGCCUGGUCCAGUUGGGCUUCAAUCACAAUGUCAUUCCUCAUUCCUGGGAUGUGUUGGACGUUUUCAAAAAGAAAAUUGAGCCAGAGGAGGACGAGACACCAACACCACUUUCUCACGAGGGAAAGAACUUUGUCCUGAAUACAGCAUUGUAGCUUCAUAGUGCAUGCAUGUUGUUUAAAACAUCAGAAUCCGAAUCAUCUUUAUUGGCCGAGUAUGUAGCACACACACAAGGAAUUUGUCUCCGGAAGUACACGCUGCACUAGUAUCAUCAUAAACAAGGACAUGACAAAUCAGUGUAGAAGAACAUUCCAAAAUGGAAGUGUUCCGUUGUGCAGUGGUACCACCCAAUGACAACUGUCAGACAAUAUGCACAGUAUCAAGCAGAGCUAAAGUGAUCAGUGGUAGAAUACAAUACAAUGACAGUUGUGCAAUUCAAAAAAAAUAGUACAAACAACCUACAUUGAUCAGAGUUAAAAUGAUAAAUUCUAAACAUUAAAUAUAAUGAUAAAUCAGAACUAAGUUGAUAAAUAGAGAAAGGUAUUGAAAUAUCCAUUAUGAAUACAAGAGAAAAUUGACACAAGAGUGCUAGGGUGUGGAUGUAUAUAAUCCCGAUACAAACCAAAAGUUGUAA
Messenger RNA from Hippocampus zosterae (dwarf seahorse), 2315 nucleotides. Its product is annotated as high affinity choline transporter 1-like. Lineage: Eukaryota; Metazoa; Chordata; Actinopteri; Syngnathiformes; Syngnathidae. Gene Ontology annotation, molecular function: choline:sodium symporter activity. The record is from RefSeq and is a predicted model, not a curated record. The coding region runs from base 349 to 1836 and encodes 495 amino acids. The transcript is spliced from 8 exons. Gene Ontology annotation, biological process: acetylcholine biosynthetic process; choline transport; transmembrane transport. Gene Ontology annotation, cellular component: plasma membrane.